Messenger RNA from Symbiodinium pilosum, 1560 nucleotides. Lineage: Eukaryota; Dinophyceae; Suessiales; Symbiodiniaceae. The record is from the annotation of a GenBank genome assembly.
UUUGCGGACUCCUCCCCGCACGGAUCCGAACAAAGCCCGCAGGACACGCAGAACAGCUCCGCAUCGCCGUUGCAGCCGAUAAGGUCUGAAAAGAUGAUGGUUUUUGAGGACUUUGCCACUGAGGCAGCAACUCGCAUGAAACAGUUCGUCCACGAGGAAGACGACGACGGCCAGGGAGAGGUCAGCCACUCACCGAGCACCACUCAUAGUCAUAGAAAGAUUGGCAGCACUCACUCCAGAGGCAAGAGUGGAAUCUCUGACGAGGAUGAGAGACUCCAUUCUGUACGCGAGUUUGAGAAGAGGACCUCAGCACUCGAGAACAUUGUUGUAGCCAUGGAGAGCAGCCACAGGUUGCGCACUUGGUUCAGCCGUGUCCCCUGUGGUACGAGGAUAUUGCAUUAUGCCAUCUCCUGGAUGCAGUGGCUAUGCAGCCUUCACGAGCCUGAAAGACGCGGCUGUUGUCAUGCCAUCUUGAACAGCAGCCUUUUCUGCUCGUUUUGCACGCUGGUGAUCCUGGCGAAUGUGCUCACCAUCUUGUACACUGCGAACUGGACCAUGGAAAAUGAAACAUUCUCGGUUCCUUAUGCAGUUUCCGCUCUCGACAUUUUCUUUUGCACCGUCUAUCUUAUUGAGUCUGGACUGAAAAUAAAAGUCCACAAAGCGUACUUCUUCUGGAACGAGGAGGCUCCUUGGAACGUAUUUGAUUUAAUCUUGGUCGUCCUCGCGGUCUAUGACCUGGUGGUCUUCUUCCUGGAGUUCUCUGAUGGACACAGCGCCAACAUGAACUUCAUGAGGUCGCUGCGCAUCGUGAAGGUCUCGCGUAUCCUCAGGCUUGUCCGGGUAAUCCGGGUGUUUCGAGAUCUCCGCUGCAUGCUGUUCUCCAUCAUUUGGUCGUUCAGCUCCCUCUUCUGGUGCCUGGUGCUCAUCUUCUUCGUGAUUCUGGUGUUCUCAUUGCUGAUCGUUCAGUUGGUCACUGAGUACAUCAUUGAGCAGGAUCCGGUGGGGGACCAGCUCAAGCGCGAUUUCCUGUACUACUUUGGCUCAGUCCAGGCGACGAUGGCGACUUUGUACCAGGCAAGUACCGGCGGCGUGGACUGGAGAAAUCCCUAUGAGCUGCUAGCGUACACUGGCGAGAUGAGCUGUAUAGCCUUCCUGUUCUAUGUGGCAUUUUUCGAGUUCGCUGUGUUCAACGUCCUGACGGGCGUUUUCGUGGACCACGCGAUGAAAGUGUCUGCAGCGGAUCGUGAGCUGGCUUUGGCAGAACAAAAGAAGAAGGAGCGCACAGAGGCAGAGCGCCUUCGGGACACCUGCCGCAUUAUAGAUGCAGAUGGGGAUGGAAAGAUUUCCUGGGUGGAGUUCCAUGACUUCCUGCAGUUCGAGAACGGCUACCGAAAUAUGGCUUCGCUCGGCCUGGACAUCUUCGAUUCCAAGAAGUUCUUCAAGAACUUGAUGGUGAUGACCAACCAGCGCGAGAUCGAGAUUACGCAGUUUGUCUCUGGAUGCAUGCGCAUGAAAGGCUCGGGUUAUGCUGUAUGCAGACAUUGUCUAUGGCUACCAUGA